UUAUUUCUGAAAACCGGUUUCGAAAACCCUUUUCCCAAACAUUUCCCAAACAUUUGUCACAAAAUAUGACGUCUUUUCACGAGUUUUUCGGACAAAAGUCUGUUUUAAUAACCGGCGCUUCGGGUUUCGUCGGAAAAGUUCUUUUGUUUCGACUUCUUCGCGAAUGUCUUCAAAUAAAAGCCAUUUAUAUUCUUUUGCGACCAAAAGCCGGACAAACGGCGGAAAAGCGCGCAAAUCUGUUGUUAAGUCUUUCGCUUUUCGAUCCGAUUCGUCGCCAAUCUCUUUCACAAUUGGAUAAAGUUAUUCCCGUUUGCGGUGACGUCACUCUCGACGACUUGGGAUUAAACGCUUUGGACAAAUCCAUUCUUCAGCAGAACGUCAACAUUGUCUUCCAUUCGGCCGCAACCGUCCGUUUCGACGAACCUCUUCGACGCGCUCUUCAGCUGAACCUUCAGUCGACAGAACGCGUUCUCCGUCUCUGUCUAUCUCUCGUCAAACUCGACGCUUUCGUGCACGUGUCGACCGCGUACUGCACGCGCGACAAAAGCAAUGUUUUGGAAUCAGUGGAGGAUUGGAAAAGUCAGAGCGCGAGACGUCUUCUCGACGCCGCGCAAUGGAUGGACGACUCGGCUCUGGACGCGAUUGCCCGGCGUCUGGUCGGCGAUCACUUUCCGUCCACUUAUCACAUCACGAAAUGUCUUUCCGAACAGUUAUUGGUCAGUGAAGGUCGCGGUCUUCCAUUGGCUAUAAUCCGUCCUUCUAUUAUCGGAGCCGCACUUUCAGAGCCAUCUAACGGUUGGACCGAUAACUACAACGGAUUGUCCGGUUUCUUUGUUGCCGCCGGAAAAGGCGUUCUCCGCACUCUUCACGCCCUUCCAGAUGCCGUUUGUGACGUCAUUCCCGUCGAUUUGGUCGCAAACACGUGUAUUUCGGCGGCCGUUUCAGUGGCCACUCGCCGCCGCGAACUCCCGCUUGUUGUGAACUGUACUUCUGGAACUCUGAAUGCGGUGACAUGGCGUCAGAUCCGCGACUACUCGGAGACUUUGUUUUUCCGAUUUCCGUCUCAAGAGCUGUUCCGUUCGCCUUCAGUUCAUUUACACACUUCUCGAGUCAUUCAUGGAAUCCAUUUGUUGGCCGAACACAAGAUUCCGUCUUUUAUUGUGGAUCUUCUCUUCAGAUCUUUCGGUUUGAAACCAAUUCUCGGAAAAGUCUACGAAAAAGUCAAUCGAAGUGUUUCUGCUCUCGAAUUCUUUACAACAAAUGAAUGGCAUUUUCGAUGCGAAGAACUUCUUCGUCUCACUUCUGACCCCUCUUUCCCGAUAGACGUCCGCGAUAUCAAUUGGAAGUCCUAUUUCUCGGAUUACGUCUUAGGAGUUCGAAGACAUUUAUUGCGCGAAUCAGACGACACUUUGCCGGACGCGCGACGACGCAUUCAACGGCUUUACUUUUGGACUCAAAUAUCGAAAAGUUUUGUCGUUUUUUGCGUUUUUCUAAAAGUUGUUUCAUUUUUACGACAAAAACGACAGAAAUUGACGUCUCUUUUGCCUAAAGCGUAGAUUUGGAUUAGAAAUCGGAUUAAAACUCAUUAAAAAACUUUUCCUUAAAGUAAAUAUUUAUUCAUUAUUUUUG
Messenger RNA from Oppia nitens, 1629 nucleotides. RefSeq names its product putative fatty acyl-CoA reductase CG5065. The record is from RefSeq and is a predicted model, not a curated record. Gene Ontology annotation, biological process: long-chain fatty-acyl-CoA metabolic process. Gene Ontology annotation, cellular component: peroxisome. Gene Ontology annotation, molecular function: alcohol-forming very long-chain fatty acyl-CoA reductase (NADP+) activity. The transcript is spliced from 3 exons. Lineage: Eukaryota; Metazoa; Arthropoda; Arachnida; Sarcoptiformes; Oppiidae. Bases 66 to 1556 code for a protein of 496 amino acids.